CUGUUGCUGCAUUCCUAUGCCCGUCGGAAAGCCGCCGGCCUUUUUUUACGCGUGUGUGUGUUUGGAGUGUGUGCUUGUGUUUGUGAAUGUGACAACCGGGAUCAAAAGUCUUUCCUAGAGAUCUGCACGUUGCCUGUGCUGUGCAUGGAAUGUAUCGCCCGUCAAGACAGAAGCUGCGACUACAGCAAAGGCAGAAAUAGGCUAAAAACUCUAUUUGGGGGAGUUUUGUGCAAACAACAUACCUCUCGAUCUUGGAACAGUUUCGCAAUUGCGUCCUUUCCUGCACAAUGACAGAAGUGGCCAGCCCCGCUUCAGUAAUGGAAUCGGAGAUGAUGUUUCAGCCAGAGUCCGAUCAGAUCUCUCCAGGUGAACCUAAGUCUCCGCCCCUGGAUCUGAUCGACACAGGGAAAGGACUGAAGGUCCAGACAGCAACUCCUCAUCUGGUUAGCCUGGGCAGUGGAAGACUGAGUGUGGCUAUUACUGUUCUGCCGCUGAAAGAGGGGGUAACGCGCAUAGGCACAGAAGAUGCUCCAAUUCCUCAGGAUAUUACCAUUCAAGGGCCUGGCAUCGAGGCAGAGCACUGUCUAAUCAUCAAUGAAGGAGGGGUGGUGACCCUGGACCCCUGUGGCCACCUCUGCAGUCUUGAUGGAGUCCAGGUCACUGUACCAACACCACUCACUCAGGGUUAUUCUUUGUGUCUGGGAAAAUCCUAUUUGUUCCGGUUCAACCAUCCUGAGGAAGCCAGCAGAAUGAAGAGCAUGCUUCCCCAAAAGAGUCCUGUAUCGGCUUUAGCCUACAACACAGACUACCUGAAGUUUAGCAGUGACUAUAGCCAUGCAGUUGUGGGCGGCACCAGUAGUGCUAGGGGCAUGCGAUCAGCAUCUGAGCUUCGGGACUUGAUGGACACCCUGCAGCGUAAGAAAAUUGCCCUUGAAAACAGCCUGAGAGCCAACGGGAAUGCCAACCCCUCCUACUUCAGUGUGACACAGUCUCCCCCCACCACACCUGUCUCCAGUCCUGCCACAUCUUCAUCAGCCUAUCAGGAACAGGCAAGGCGUUUCUAUAGCUCCGAUCGUCCUUCUUUGUCUUUAAAAUCUGCUCCACCUCUUUCCCCUGGGCGACGUUCCGACCCUUCUUCUUCUUUGGCCUCGCGCUCUUCUGUUGGCCGCAGUCAGGACAAUUUUGGCACCAGCGAUAGCCGACGACUGCACAGUCAGAGCUCCUCUCCUUUACUCUCCACCUGGAAUGGUGGGGGAUCUUCCACUUCUGUUGCCAGUAGUGAGAACUAUCUCCUCUCUCUUCCUCCAUCUUCUUCCUCAUCCCGCACUCCAUCUUCUGGGGGCGCUGCCAGCAUGCCCUCUAGCCCCCGUCUAGGACGCCGCACCUAUGGGAACCAGGGGAACCAGGAGCCGACGCCCACUAGUCGAACCAGGAAAUACUCAGCAGGCUCGCUGAGUGGGAUGACAACAGGAGGACACAGCCGCUCACUGCCACGCCUCUGUCCCUCCCCGUCCCCCCGUGACAAUAAUAAUGGAGUGCUAACUUUGUCAACGCUGCCUCCACGGAGGUCUGAUACUGCUGGGGAUUACAAAUUUAGCAAAGAGCAUUACAGCAACGGCCAAAACGCUGACCUCGACCACAAGUCUAGUCAUUCCAGUCAGCAAGCCGCAAACAGGAAUAAAAGCCAGACCACAGCUCAAGGUGAAGGUGUUGUGUCGAUCUCCCUCUCUUCCCCUAGGACCUCCUCCUGCUCCACCUCCCACUCCAUCUCUUCCACAUCCACAUCCACAUCCACUCCACCAGAUGUAACAAUCCCAUCACGGGCAGGGGGCUCCUCUUCUCCUCGUGUUGCCAAAAAACUCAGCCUGACCUCCACCAGCUCAAUAGGCUCCAUCAGCUCUAUAGCUUCGAGCCCUCCAGAACAAGAACGGCUAAGCAGCAAUGAAGCCUCCUCAGGAGCAGAAAUGUCUGUGGUGGAGCAAGAAAAACCAGGGGUGGGCCUUGAACUCACCGUUACAGCUGGACUAGGACUUAGAGAGAGGAGCUCUUCAUUUGGGAAGGCCAGCCUGGAAACUGGAAUUGGUCUGGGGGAGAGGAGGCAGUCAUUUGGCAAAGCAGGGGUGACCCCGCCAGGGGGAUUCAGGGAAAGAAGGGGGAGUAUCAGCUCCCUAAGUGGGAAGGAAGAACUGACAGACUACCACCAACGCCAAAAAGAGGAGAGACUCCGUGAGCAGGAGGUGGAGAGACUGGAGCGACAGCGGCUCGAGACCAUCUUGUCUCUUUGCUCUGAGCUGGGCCGAGCUGAAAGGGACGGAGGCGCCGCAGCCACCAGCUCCACUUCAGCUGUUGCAGACCUGCAGAAGAUCAACCAGGAGCUUGAGAAGCUGCAGCUGAACGACGAAGAUGAUGACACGCCUUCUGUCUUUUCCGACUCUUCAGCUGUUAGUGGAACAGUCGGAAAUGGGCACAUGACCUCCCCUGGAUCGGAGAACGGUUACUAUGAUGAUGACCUGCAGGUACGACGGAGGCGUAGCAGCGGUCACCGAGACAACAGGGCCGAAUCGCCUGCCAUCAGUCUGCGAAGCUUUGCCCCCACACCUUCACCACGUGCACAUAGGACAAAUGAGGCUCUAGAGGAUGCAGCUCGCCAUUGUGGACAGCACACGAUCCCUUCAGAAGAGGAAGUGAGGCGCGUGGAAGAGGAGAGAAUCCAGGUCCUGAACAACAUGGAGGAGCUUGAACAAAAGAUCAAAGAGCUGGACAAUCAAAUUGAGGAAUCUGCCCGAGAGGUCGAGGUUGAGCGAGCUCUAGUUGAAGCUGAGCAGGAGUCCGAGGUAGCAGCUCUUCAACACGAAAAAGAUGCUUUAGAAGCGCUUCACAACAAGAUGGCUGACCUAGAGACCCAAUCCCAGCAGGAAAAAGAAAAGGCGUGCAAGCUGCUGCAGGCAGAAAAGGGCAGAGUAGAAAGGUUGGCUCAGAUUGUGUGUGAGCAGCGCUCCCAGCUGGACAGCUGUCCUGAGGCCACCAAGGAGCCCCUGCAGGAGCAGCUAGCCAGGGACUGCGAAGUGCUUGAAGCAGAGACAAAGCGUUUUGAGGACCUGGAGUUUCAGCAGCUCGAGAGAGAAAGCAGGCAGGACGAGGAGAAGGAGACCCACACCCAGCAGCUUCUCCGGGAGAUCGCAGACUACCAACGCAGCACCGUCACCCGCAAGGAGCGUCUGUUAACUCUGAAGAAGCAGGCGGCGCAGAUUAUGCAGCAGGCUCAACGAGAGAAGGAGAGCUUCUUGAAGGAGAGGAGCAACCUUGAGUCCAUGCUGCAGAGAGAGAAAGAAAGCCUGACUGUGCUGGAAAGAAAAUACGCUGACCUCACCGGUGGACGGAGUUUCACCCUGAGAGAGGGCUAUGUCACAGUCAGUGAAAUCAAUGAGCUUUACUCACAGCUUGGGCAAGACCCUAAACCUGCUCCUGCCCCCACUCUGACCAAAGCCUCUCCUGAGCCCGAGGCAACCCUUUCCCCUGAUGAGGACACCCCCAAACCUGCGGAGGAUGAGCAUUUCCGUCUGCUGGAGGAGAGGAAGAGGUCUGAGAAAGAAAGUGGCUCACAUCUAAGUGAUACUUUACCUAGGAAGAAAACCGCGACCGCCAUGAACCCCCAGUUUAUGUGCGCAACACUCGGGCGCAGCUUCCCCACAAAGUCCCAUCAGCCUCUGGUACAGAGUACAAGCUGUGGCAGUAUUCUUCCAAGAAUCCUCAGUUUAUCCAAUAAGGAAAGUGAAUCUCGACGUCUGCAUAAAGGUCAGCCGAGCUCCCGAGCUGCUUCUCAGACCAACGUCUACCUCGAUGCCUUUGGGUACCGUGAAAACCAGGCCUUUGACACAAUGAGUGUGGAUAGUAGUGACUCUAUUGAAACCAGCAUCUCUGCUUGCUCACCUGACAACGUCUCCAGUGCCAGUACGUCAAAUGUAGCCAAGCUGGAGGAGAUGGAGCGCCUGCUGAGAGAGGCACAGGCCGAGAAGAACCGCCUCCUCGAACACAAGGAGCGGGAAAUGGAAAUUCGAAAGCAGGCCUUGGAAGAGGAGAGGAGGAGACGGGAGGAUCUGGAGAAAAGGUUACAAGAGGAGACCAACAGACGCCAGAAACUGAUCGACCGCGAGGUGAAGCUUCGAGAAAAGCAGAGGGCGCAGUCCCGGCCUCUUACUCGGUAUCUGCCUGUGAGGAAGGACGAUUUUGACUUGCGGGCUCACAUUGAGUCGGCGGGCCACAGCCUAGACACGUGCUUCCACCUGUCCAUCUCAGAAAAGACCUGCCGAGGCUACUUGGUCAAGAUGGGAGGCAAAAUCAAAACGUGGAAGAAACGCUGGUUCGUCUUUGACCGCAACAGACGCACACUAUCCUACUACGCAGACAAGCACGAAGUCAAGUUGAAAGGAGUCAUUUACUUCCAAGCUAUUGAAGAAGUAUACUACGAUCACUUGAAGAAUGCACACAAGAGCCCAAACCCCUCCCUGACCUUCAGUGUGAAGACUCACGAUAGGGUCUACUACAUGGUUGCUCCUUCUCCCGAAGCCAUGAGGAUCUGGAUGGAUGUGAUCGUCACAGGCGCUGAGGGAUACACUCAGUUCAUGGUGUAGUGAAGCAGAUCUACGGGCGUCAUGUUUUUUUAAUGCGGCAGUCCUUUGUGGGUUUUGAAGACAAAAGUAUCAGCUCCUGAUUUUCCUCCUGGAUGAAGAUUAUGUGCAUUUGUGUUACACAGAUAACACUUCAUGUUGUGUUACAGAGCUCUCAUGUGAAAUUGCGGGCAGAUAUCAGACAGUUUAACAGUUUAACUGUCUUCAGAAAAGAAUAAAGUUUUUUUGUUCUGAUUUUUUUAUGUAAGUUAGAAGCAUUAGUUAAACCAGAGCUGACUUUGGCCUCUAUAUUAUGCCCUACAGUGUUCAACAUCUUAUACAAACUGUAUACAUAUUUCCAAUAUUUCCAAAGAAAUGGGGGAAAAGGCAUUUAAAAGCAUUUGUAGAUUAUGAAAUGCCUCAUAAUCUAGUAAAGGUAUAUUUUUUAAAUGAAUUCAUUUCAUGUAUGAUUAAUGGGGCAUUCUCAGGUCUUAAAUCUGUGCGUGGAUGUGCAUGCAUGCAUCAUAUGAUCAUGUGUGAAUAUAUACACAUGUGAUGAAUUGCCUGCUCUGUGUGUGCACGCAGGCUUUUCGUGUAGCUCCAAGGUGCUAUACUUAAACAGUAAAUGACACUAAUAUUGCAAGCCACACUCGCACAAACCAAACUAAUCAGCCCUUCUCUGAAUGGAUGCAGAUGCCGGGUUUACAACAGUGUCAACAUAGGUAACGUGUUAAUAAAACGCCAACGUAUUUGUACAUUUUGCCUGCUAAUUUCUUAAAGGUUAUGACUUCUAUGAUCCAUUAUCAACUAAAGAUGUUUGUUUGUGCCUUUUAAUCACAUUUUAACUAAUUUUUUUAGCACUACAUGCAUCUACAUACAAAAUGCCAAAGUGGUGAGAAAGUACGCUAGUGUGGAAUUGUGGUCCUGGAUGGUUUUUUAAGGAAGAACUUCAGCAGGAUGAAGUUUCAUUGUUAGAUGUCAAGCAGACGAAAUCUAUGGUACACACAUUUAUUUGUCCUAAAGUGACUGAUUACUGUGCUGCUGCUUUAGUCCACUACAUUUCAUUACAUUGCAUUUAUUACCACUAAUUUAAUGUGUUUUAUUUUUUUAAUGACUAUUCCACUAUGAUCACUAAUGCUGCUUUAUGCAUAUGUAUAUACUCCACGCUGCAUUGGCAUAUUUCUGUCCGCUGAUAUCUGCAUUUAUAAUCUUGCCUCCUGUGUUUUUGUGUGCUGACCAAACUUUAUACAUAUGUGAUACAAUGUAUAUUUGGUUUCUUUGCUUUGAAAUAUCUUUUAAGUGGAAUAUUGUCUGUUUCGACAUGACGUGCCAAGCAUAUUGUUACCAAACUAAUGGAGUUGUCACAGAGGAAGCUUUCAUGUGUUUUAAUUCAUCCAGUAUUUUUAUAUAAUUGUUUUUAUGUUGAUUUUACUGUAUUUAUGACAGUACCAAUGCAUGUAUCUUAAUUUUGUAUUUUCAUAUGAAUAAUAAAAAAGAAUAUAUAAUAAA
Oreochromis aureus is the source of this 6116-nucleotide messenger RNA. It is a transcript of the gene phldb2b, whose product is annotated as pleckstrin homology-like domain, family B, member 2b. Gene Ontology annotation, cellular component: basal cortex. The record is from RefSeq and is a predicted model, not a curated record. Gene Ontology annotation, biological process: regulation of microtubule cytoskeleton organization. The transcript has 24 exons. The coding region runs from base 288 to 4631 and encodes 1447 amino acids. Lineage: Eukaryota; Metazoa; Chordata; Actinopteri; Cichliformes; Cichlidae. Gene Ontology annotation, molecular function: protein binding.